CAGAGUCACCACCCUUCACCCCCUCCCCCCACCCGCGUCUCGUCGCUUCUCGGGAACCCGCGAUGUCGGACGGGGACGCUCCGGAGUGCGAGGGCAGCUUCCGAAAGGGAUGUGAUCCCUUUGCUCAGACGCAGCGCAGCAAGUUGCAAACUCGGCGAGCCAAGCUCAACCAGCAGAUCAACAAGGAGAUGAGGCUCCGAGCUGGCGCCGAGAACCUCUUACGAGCGACCAACAACAACAAAGUCAAGGAAACGGUUGCGAUCGAGCUCAGCUUCGUCAACUCCAAACUCCAGCUGCUCAAGGAGGAGCUGGCCGAGCUCAACAGCUCCAUGGAGAUCUACCAGAACGACAGUGAAGGCAUCAGCGUCCCAUUGAUCCCGCUCGGCCUAAAGGAAACUAAAGAAGUUGACUUCUUAACACCUUUCAAGGCAUUUAUUGAAGAGCAUUAUGGUGAAUGUGGAGAAAAAUAUGAAGAGGAAAUUAAAGAUCUUCUGGAGCUCCGACAGGCGAUGAGGACUCCACGAAGGAAUGAGGUUGGCGUGGAGCUGCUGAUGGAGUAUUACAACCAGUUGUACUUUGUGGAGAACAGGUUCUGCCCACCGCACAGGCACAGCGGAGUCUUCUUCACGUGGUAUGACUCGCUGACCGGGAUGCCAGCGUGCCAGCGAACGCUCGCGUUUGAGCGAGGCAGCGUGCUCUUCAACGUCGGUGCCCUCUACACGCAGAUCGGGGCGCGGCAGGACCGCACCGCGCACGAUGGCCUCCACAGUGCCAUCGACGCCUUCCAAAAAGCGGCCGGUGCAUUCAACUACCUAAAGGAAAACUUCACGCAUGCACCCACCCUGGACAUGAGCCCGGCCUCGCUCACGAUGCUCGUGCGCCUCAUGGCUGCACAGGUGCAGGAGUGCGUCUUCGAGCGUUUCCUGCUGCAGGGGUUGCAUAACGACGUCCCUGCAUUGAUCAACAUCGCACAGGAGGCCACCAGGGUGUCGGACGUCUACAAUGUGACUCACCAGACCAUGGACCAGACGGCGAUCACGGACUACGUACCCGUGUCAUGGCGCACUAUGGUGCGGGUGAAGAGCUUGCACUUCCUCGCUCUGUCCCACCACUACGUGGCACUGGCGCUGCUGGAGCACUCGCUGGGACCCACAGAUGAUGCUGACCUGCAGGAAAAGCUGCUCUCCCAGCUGCACGUGGAACAGCCGGAGUGGAGUUCUCCACUCAUGCUACUCAGGGACAAUGAGGAGCGCAGGAAACUUGGCAAAGCUCACCUGCGCAAGGCGAUAAUGCAGCACGAGGAGGCGCUGCGUGUUCACAACUUCUGCAAGCCACUCCGCCGGCUGGACAUCCUGCAGGAGGUGCUCGCCUUCGACCACGAGCGCUCUCUCAGCAAAUAUUCUCUCGUCGACGAGGAAGACGACUUCUUUGUGCUCAUUGACGUGCCCGACAUCACCCCCAAGUCUCUGUAUAAGGCGGAAAUGAAGCCUCCAGAUUUUUCCAAGAUCAAAGUGAUGGAUUUUUUCCACGAGCUGGGCCCUCUGUCUGUGUUUUCGGCCAAGCACAGCUGGACGUCGCCCCGCAGCGUUAAGCUGGUGCCCUGCGCCGACGGCUAUGGACUGGUGCUGCGAGGAGACUCGCCCGUCAGGGUGGCCACCGUGGAGACCGGCAGUGUCGCCGAGCUGGCAGGAGUGAAGAAUGGAGACUGCAUCGUGGCUCUGGGUGGUGAGGACUGCAAGUGGGCCAAGCACGUCGACGUAGUGGAGGCCAUGCGCAGCGCGGACGCGGCCGGAGUGACGCUGCUCAUCGUCUCCCCACUGCCCUCCGAGUCCACCAGCACGCUGGAAAGAAGGACGAACGCAACGUUCCCCCUCUCCUCCUCGUCUCCGUCCCACGCGGCGAGUGGCAUGAGUAAGACGAGCGGGCGAGCGGAGCAGGUGGGGCGAGCGCGGAGCCUGCUCCCUCUGGGCUGGCUCGGUGGGGUGAAGAAGAGCCGAGGACACAACACCCUUCCUGGAGUCUGCUUCAGUAUAACCUCUUUGGGAAAUGGCAAUUAGCCUGCCUCCGCAACGCGUCGUGACGGUACCGUUUAUAGAGCACCCAGUUAAGAAAUUGGGUCGGCACAUUUUCUGUCCGUGUGUGGUAGCAUACAAUGACAGCAUUGUCUGUGGCUAAUGACAUAGAUAUCACAUUUAAAUAAAUCGUGAAGGCCAUAGCUUAUGUGCAAGGAAUUUGUAGAUUAUUUUCACGAGUUAAUGUGGUGGUUGGUGAUUAUUUGAAAGUGUGAAUCGGAGGUUGUUGCUUUGCCCUGUCCUGUUUGUGUGCAUCACUGUGUAGAUGUUCCCACCAUUUUGUGAUAAUGCUACAACUCCAUUUAUAAACGUAAAAAACUAUUUCAAAUCAGAGGUACAAAUGCCUAUAAGCUGAUUUUAUUUUUUAGCAAUACUGGAUAAAAUGUCAACACUUAUUUUGAAUUGUUGUCAUAUGGACAUGGUUGUGCCCACACCAACUGGGAAAUGUGUUUUUUAUAUUCAAAUCAGGACCAAAUUGUGAUGUAAAUUCCCACUCUACAAAUUUGCACAAUCAAGUGCUUUUAGAAUUGAAUUUUAGAAUUGCAUUAAUGAAGCAUGCAUUAUUUGUAUUUGGCACAUGCUAUGUUUUUUUGUAUGAAGGAAGUAUAUCAAGUGCUUGGGUGAGACUUAAGGUGUGCGAGUGUGCACAUUGUGUGCAUGAUGAAUCUAAAUGUCACUCCCACUACUAGGCUACAGCACAACAUAGAGUGCCUUUGGAGGGCUGGAGAGCUUGCUGGUCAUUGUGUGGAUAUGUUUGCAUGGAAUUGUCAGUUUGGAUCUCCCUGGCACCUAACAAUUUCUCUGAGAUGUACUCAAAUUUGUUAAAGACCAUGUGAUGUAAUUCCCUAAAGUAGGCCCCUUGUAUAUUAUUAUCGAAUAUAAUGUAUAUAAAAUGCACCCUACUUGACUAGAUCCCCAGGUCUCCCAUGUGACACAAACCACUUCGUGGGCUUCUGUCCAAUUGAAGGACAUGGAGUUACUGUACUUGAAUAUCAAGUACAAAGCAGCUUCUCCAAAACCUGUCAGGCCAACAAUUUUGCUCAACAAUUUGAUAUGACCAUUAUCAUCCAUGAACAGUCUACAGCUUGAUGAAGGCUAUCCCAAGUCGACAUGUUUUAAAUUUAAAAACAUCCUAAAAUACUGUACUAUAAACAUGUUGGAGUUAAGCCUUCAUAAAUACUUUUUUUAUGGAGGCCUUGGCAGCACACACAACAUUAAUAACUCUAGUGUAUCUCCAAAUUGAAACUCAUUGAAGAGAUAUUUAUCUAUGACCGGAAUGAAGCACACUACCGGGUCUUCGAGGUUGUGUGUGCACCAACCAUAAAAUGCUGAAACCCCUCGGUAUAAUGGCCUACUGAAUUGGAGCAACAACUCUUGCACCGCAGUAGAUGGCCCGUGUCUCCUGAAUCCUACCCUCCGUCACUGGCAGUCAGAGAAAAAUAGUUGAUUCCUGAAGCGAUUUCCCCAUACUGUGACAGAUUUCUCCACUUGGGGAACUUGAUAGGGGGGGGGGGGGACCCAGUCUGAGUGCCUGCAGGUCGGAGAAUCACGACGCACCUGUCCCAUUUGGGGGUGACUAGCACCGGGGAGGCGCGGCCCUCCUGACCUUGGCCAAAACCCUUGGAAUUAACGGCAGCAGAGCAAAAGCAAAUGGCAAGCCCCUUGCUCCAGGAGAUACUGACCGCAUCUGCCACCAAGGGCUUGCACGUCUCAGAAAUGGGUGCAGUGGGAUGGAUGGGAGGAGAUUGUUCUCUGCCGAGGCAGACGAGUCUGCUGGUGGUGUGCACCAGUGGGCACACACCAGUCUGAAUGCCUCAGGAUGCAGACUCCACUCGCCCAUAUCCAACUAGCCUUUGCUGAGUCGGUCCUUCACACGGUUCAGGACACCGCAGAGGUGUACAAUGGACAGGGUUAUGCGGUGCUGCUGGUACCAGGGACCAGAAGAAUAUCUCCUAGUGACCUGUAUCAACCUGCUGAAGUGAACAGAGGCCUAUGGUUGGUUCCGAAUGACUACCGACAUUACAUUGUUCAAACGGACCAGCACCUUCUUCCUUCUGACUACAUAGCUAAAUGCUCUCAGGGAAUUCUGGACUGCUCUUAGCUCCAGUAUGUUUAAACUGUUAAGUAUAUAUCCAUCGCUGCUGGGGCUGGCAAACCUUCCAGGUGUGCUCUCCAACCCCUGCAACUAACAUUAGUCUCCAAGGCCAGUUCUGGAUACAGAUCGUCCAAAGUCGUCUCACCACCAUAGAAAGUCGUCUGUCCCUUUACAAACUCUGACUGCCGGUUCGGUUGUGAGUGGCAAGAGAUGUCGAGUCACCAUCGUGCUAACAGGUACCACUGCAGGGGCGGCAUUUCUAAGGUUAUGGUGGUGAGAUGUUAACUACCUCGCUUGGUAUGCAGGAGAUCGUGUGUUUGAUCCCGACCCUGACGCCUGUAUAUUUGGAGUUUGGAUGUUCUCCCCAUGGUCAUAUGGAUUUUUCUCCGGAUCCUCCGCUUUUCCCUCCAUUUAGAAACAUUCCCUUAAGAGUAUUGGGCUGCUAUAAAUUUCCACAUAAGCCACUUCGUUGAGCUAUAAUUUGUGCUAGCCAGGUCGCUUCUGAAAAAGAGCUAAUAUAAAAGAGCUAUAUUGCUUAAUGGGCUAUAGUUUGUAGGCGAGGCAAACCCAACAACCUCAACUGCCGAGCCUGGAGUUGGAUGGUGCCGGGUUUCGCGAUGCACAGAAAGAUCCUGCUCUGCGAGGUGGCAAAGAGCAUGAUGUAAAGAUGCUCGAGGUCCUCCCAAGACAGUCGAUCAGUACGAUCCUGGACAGAACUUGGCCGCAUCAGAGAGUGAAAUUAUAUAUUAAAAAAAAAUUAUGCAGAGUAUCCCACGCCUGCUGCAAAUGCUGAUGGAGGGCAGGGACAAAAGGGGAAAGCCCUGAAACUAUUAGGCGCUCACUCUUGAGAACAUCACCAGGUUAGGUGCCUCUAGCUUAGGAAGUAUGAGAUCCUUUCCCACGUGACAGAGCCAAUCAAAUAAAGUUGUCACGUGGGCAAAUAUUGCCAAUUGAUUUGUUUUUUUCAGCAAACCGGAAUGUUGAAAAGCAAUCAAAAUGUUGACAACUGUGUGUGUUUUUGCGGGAGAUUACAUCCAACAUCAUCAGCUUUUAACAGCUCAGCUCUGGAAAAUUGACAUUAUACCUACACAAUCUAACCCAAAUAAUUAAUAAUAAUUAUGGAUGGGAGUGCAGGAAAAAGUACAGAAGGUCAAACCCCACCUUCUUUUAUAAGUACACCUGGGGGUUGGGUUGGCCUUCCAGAGAACCAGUUCUCUGGACGCCAAACCCGUUUGGAGAGCUCUACCGUAGUUAUUAAUGCAGUGAGUGCUGCCAGGCAUUCAAAAACAAUAUGUACAUUUUAAACAUGUCCUACCAUUUUCUGAAUGGUUUGUUUGGGUCCAGUCAAAGAAGUUUAAUGAAUUUAUUGUGAGGUAAAAUAGAAAAUCUUGUGAUUGGGAAAUAUUUUGAGAAUGAAAAUGUCCAGGAUACUCAAUCUUUGCCAAUUCUGAGGUCGUGUAUCCAGAAAUUGAACGGCUGGCAUAUAGGUAACUUAUGUUAUAUAGUUUAUAUUUCUGCUAUAAGUAAAUGUAUUUUGCUGCUACACAAACACACCCUCUUUGAUUAUAUAUAUUUUUAGGCAUCAUCAAAGCCAGAGUGAAUGGCUUUCCCUUGCCUGUGUAUUUAUGUAACUAUUAAUAUUCACAGUGACACUUGUGGAGUAUGGUUUGUUCGAAUGUAAAAUGUAUUGUUAAUAUUUAUAAACCCUGGCAUUUCUGGUAUUAAUACUACUGCUAACAUAAUUUGUCUCCGUACUGUACCAUAACCAGCCAAUUAGCCAUAGCAUCGCAUGUCAUUAACUCCACUGCCAUUAACUGUAGUUUGACUUGUUUAUGUUGUCUUUUGAUACUUCGUAAGUUCAAUAAUACGUUGCAUGUAAGCAAAUCUCAAGACCAAUAUAAUUAAGUGUAUGAAUCUAGCAUUUUUAAAUCACGCCACUUGCCCAUUUACUUUGGGAGAGAAAAUAUUGACUCCUAUGUCCAGAAAUGCCAAGAUAGUUGUCGCCUCUUUCAAUGUUGCAGUUGAAAACAACUCAUUUUAGUCCUGCACACCCUGUCAGCCACAAUACAUCUUAUUGAAAUCCCACGCCAGAACUCUUUUUCUUUACAUCCAAAACAACUGCACAAUAAACUUACGGCAAGUCCACACUCAAUCUUUUUGGUGUGUUUUGUGCAUAAAAAUGCCCAUUGCCUGUAGCAGGAGCUGGGAUAUGUGUGCCAGGAGUUUAUUUCACCACAAUACUGACCUCGAGUAACUACUAGUUACAGUGCUUCAUAAUUGUUGCGGUUAGGCCACAAGGAUCUGGUAAAAUUUCAGCAGUAAGACCCGCCACCACCUUACGGGAAAACAAAUUAAAUUAUGGCAUGCAUGAGAGAUUAACACGCCCAUUAUUAUAAUAGGGGUUUUCCCCUUUUUUCUGGCAACAAAACUGAAACCUUUUUGCUAGGAUUCAUGUCUGCAUUAACCACGAUACUUGCAGUCAAAAUGCAAAAAAAACACUGAUAAUAUAUGCAUUGUCCUUGAAACUGAUUGGUUCACACCAAGGGACGGCUUUCUUUUCAGCCUCGACCCAAAUUGGUGCUCGACCAGAGGACGCCAAAAGGCGUACAGCUCAAAGACAAUGCACUAUUAAAGUAACGAGGGCUCGGGGUGAGCAUCUACAUCAGGGGUCUCAAACUCGCGGCCCGCGGGCCAAUUGCGGCCCUCGGGACGAUAUUUUGUGGCCCCCACCUUAAUAUGAAAGUUUAAUGUUAGUGCGGCCCGCGAGUUUUAUAUUGUAGCAACCCCGCUGUUAGCUGCUGUGUGGGACAAUGUUAUGAUGCUCUGGUUUCCUACUGUGUGCCUGUCCAGUGAAUGCAGCAUGCAUGUGAGUGACAUGGGGGGCGGGGUCGUGUGUGUGUGUGUGUACGUGUGAGAGUGAGUGAGAGAGAGAGCCGGGAGGGAAAAAAGUGGCUUUGGAUGUGCGGAGACCAGGAGGGUAAAAUUCAUAGUUUUCCGCCCUCUUUCGCGCAGGUCAUGAUGUAUCCAGUGCUUCAUUUGCAAAUCACAA
Lethenteron reissneri (Far Eastern brook lamprey) is the source of this 7216-nucleotide messenger RNA. RefSeq names its product rhophilin-2-like. Gene Ontology annotation, molecular function: protein binding. The record is from RefSeq and is a predicted model, not a curated record. Lineage: Eukaryota; Metazoa; Chordata; Hyperoartia; Petromyzontiformes; Petromyzontidae. Gene Ontology annotation, biological process: negative regulation of stress fiber assembly; signal transduction.